Molecule: messenger RNA, 4057 nt
Organism: Orbicella faveolata
Lineage: Eukaryota; Metazoa; Cnidaria; Anthozoa; Scleractinia; Merulinidae
Product: dynein light chain Tctex-type 5-B-like
Biological process (GO): microtubule-based movement
Cellular component (GO): cytoplasmic dynein complex; cytoplasm
Molecular function (GO): dynein intermediate chain binding
Source: RefSeq, a predicted model, not a curated record
UUAAAGCCAACUUAGCUUGUCAUUCUCGACUCUCUCGGUGAGAGUUUUCGAAGCAUUUUCAUCGAGGUCAAUAAAAACAAAGGGGAAAGUUGAGAGAAUUUCGAACAUAAGAUUAAAACAAGACUAAGCAAUAGCUGUUAUUACACUUAUCAACGGUUUGAUAUACAAACGAGGCGAAAGGGUCAAUUUUGCUUUGUAUCGACCCUUUCGCCUCGUUUGUAUGCGUUUUUAAACAGGGCUCAACUGUAAUAACAGCUCUUAAAAAUUUGGGAAUUGUAGUUCUGCGGGACAGGGUGCGGGAUUGGGGACGAGCCAUGUAAUGAAAUUUCAUAAGCCAAUGGUCAAGCCCUAUUAAGACGAAUUACCAGAGACUCUCUUAGGAGCGGAUCAUAUAGUUCUCGGAAAGCGAUUUAACUAUUAUAGAAAAUGAUUUUGAGGGUCAACUUAAGCGAUUACACUGUGUAACUUGAAGAUGACUCAAGGCAACUCAGUUGUCUUAGCUGCAACUCAUAGCCGGACUACAUGUAUUAAUCGAUAUUAAGGUAUAAAUUCGGUUUCUGUUCGGCAAAUCCUCUUUGCUUUUGAAAGUUGUUUUCUGGUGAAAGUAACCAAAUUUAUGAGAAGACUGACAGGACCUGACAGUAUCAUAUGAAAAUGUAAAACGAUUUUUAUAUAAAUUCUCGCUGCUGCAAAGAAUAUUCUAGGCGGACAGCGCGUCCACUCGCAUUAUAAGGUCAAAAGAGGGCAACACAUGUUCCCAUAAUCUGGAAGAUUUGGGCCAAUCAAUGUGAUAUGCUUUAUUUAGGGUUCCAAUCUCCGAAUGUUACGAAACACAGGUCAUAAAUUUAUAAAUAGCGUGACUUAUUCAAUAGAGCGUAAAUAAAAAGUCGUGACUUCCGCCAUCCAUGCGACAUGAGAACAAUAGUUACAGGAUUAUCAUUGCGAAGUAAUUGCUUCGUUAAGCGUUAACAGUUUGCGAGUGGACCAAUUUAAAUAAGGUAAUCGUUCCGUGUCAAACAGAGAAACAGUUAAGGUUCGCUGAUUAGCAUUGACAGACCACGCAAAGCUUGUUAAAAUGAACGAAAGCAGUCCUCAGGUAAGGCGACAAAGUCAGGCACGCCGCUACAGCCGAACUCUGUCGGAUGAAAGCGGACAAGGGAGAAACGAAAAUCUGCGUCGAGUGUCAGUGGACAGUUCCCAAAGCAGACAACGUCGUCUUUCGGUGGAGAGUGUGAAGAGCGAGCGCAAAUACUCCCAAGAUGGUGCCUCACGAAACAUUUCUGUCCCUGGCGCAAGACGAAUUUCAGGCGCGUCGUAUUUCAGCAGUUGGAAGAAGCCGGCAGAAACAACCGUGAAAGAUGACAAAAAACGAUGCUUCGAGAAUACAUACCGUAUGGAGCCAAAAAUUCGUUUUCCUGAAGGAAAGGUCCGAGCAGUGAUCAAAGAGGCUUUGGAGACGUUAGCUUCACACACGUAUAGCGCUAAUCACUCUCCGUUUGUUGCCAAAUUGCUGAGCGCUCGCGUGUUGGAAAACGUUAAACAGCUAAAUAUUGAGCGAUACAAAGUGGUUUGCCUGGUUACUAUAGGAUCCAAGGAGAGGCAAGGACUGAGGAUAGCGAGUCGCUGUUUGUGGAAUGAUCAGUUUGAUACGUAUGUUACCGCUUGCUUUGAAGAAGAACACUUCUUUGCUGUAGGAACUGUAUAUGGCGUUUAUUACGAGUAACAAAAGAGCCAUGUUUUGGAGAUAAACACCCAGGAAAAACACCCGGUGUUUUGCAAUCGGUGCUGUACUAUCUGUUAUCAGGAAAUUCAACACUGUUAUCUGAUGAGUUGUUUUGAGAAUUCGUCUUCUUUCACUACAACGAUUGACCUCAAACACAAACAUCGAUCUAUUGUAAACUUCUCAUUGCACUUUCAUCCACUUUUUCCCACAAAUGAAUCAUACGGAGUCGGGAGAAUCUACCGUUCCAUCCGUCACCUUGGGAACCAGCAAAACAGUUCAAAGUGAAGUAACUCGAUCUUGGUAAGAAGAUUGUGAAAUUCAACCUUAACCUGACAUUUUUUUAAAAUGCUUUUAUUAUUCGCUUGCUUAUGGUUUUUAUAUUGCUAGCCAUGUGUUAUUAAAGCGAGAAUAAACAUCUUUAGCUUGUAUAGUUACAGGAAGAUAAUUGUUCGACAAUGGCCGCUCACAGCAGGGCGAAGUCUGUGAUAAUUACUGUAUAAUCACUGUGCGGGCAUUCAAAAGAAUUAUUAAACAAGGUUACGGGUUUUAUCCACGUCGGCAACUUAACACCUUUGUCGAUACGUUGUUAUUGAUCACGAACGUAUUAAAAGACAACAUUAUUUCUAAUCUGUAAACAAACAUGUGUUAAGCCUGGCGUUGUCAAGGUCAGUUCAUUUCGAUGAGUUGAACAAUUACAUCGAAGUUUGAUAAUAUUAGCGUGAGAGAAAUACUCAGAAAUAUUUUUUUUCGUAGUCUAAGUUAUUUGUUAACGAUUGCUUGUUAGCCUUGGCUCUCUUUUUGGGAGUGUUAGUGUGCAAUAAAAAACAAAAAACAAAAACAAAAAACUGGCACAGUGGACAAGGGAAUCAUCAAAAUGUUUCAAUUCAAUUUAAGCCAAAAGCCUAAAGGCUAACCGGUCGUGUGAAUAAUGUAUGGAUGGGCGUAAUCCCAAAAUAAAUAUUUCACAAGAAAUGAAUAUGUCAGGCAAUAACCAUUGUUUAUUAUAUGGCUGAUGUUUGUAGCUGAUAUAGCGCGCGCUCUGAUUGGCUACUGGAAAGGCGGGAUUUUGCCGUAGUUGCUCACGGGCAUCUCGAGUUAUUGUUUAUGGCCCUACUAAAAAAGGACCAAAAGAUAACUGGAAAAUGUUACGGUUUUAACGAAAGUGCACCAGCUGAAAAAAAAAAAUGAGUGGCAACAAACGCUCUGAGAGUGAAUUAUUAUAUUCCACGUUAAAACGAAGUUUAAUUUGUAACAUGCGACUUCGACCGAUUUGUGGCCCUUAGAUUCCACUAGGAUAAUAUUUCAUUCUCUCAAAAUCAAAUCGCAAAAUUUCGGUUUUGACUUCCAUUUUCAAAAUGAACGAAUUUUUGGACGGAAUAUGAAAAUCAUCUGGUUAAAUAAUGUUGAGCGCUUGGGACAAAAAAGAUGGAACAGAUAUCCAUUGAAAGCUAUUGAAGCGAGAAGAAUUUUAAAAUUGUGAACCGAACCCGGACGUUUAACCAUUCCCGCCUGAAUCAUCUUUAAGGAAACAAUUGCCAUUCGAUAAACUACUUAUUAACCUCGAACGUUCAGUCUUUACGGUAUUGACCGAACGAUGGCGAGGUCAGCACAGCAAGACCGUGGACUACUCUCGGGUAAUAGGUCCUUAUUAUCAUUAUAAAUGAUAUUUAGAACCCCUGGAGCAUUUUGCAUAAGCUUUUACGAUAUUGAUCGAGACUAUGCGCCAGUUAGCAAGUUUAACAAGAAGUAGCUAAUAGGAAAUUGACCAUUAAUCAUCGAAACUGAAAUCCUGCUGGCAGCGUGUUAGUUAAAGGCCGAGCCAUGCGGACUGUACAAUUCAACUUAGCAUAUUACAACAUUCUUGCGCAUUGUUGCAUGCCCCACUACGUUAUGCCACCCUGAUUACCGUAAACUACCUCUAAACCCCCCUCUCCCCGGCUUAAAAAUCUCCCCGGUUAAAGGUUAACCUUCCCGUAAACCUAAAAAUACAUCCAAUUAUAAGCCUUCCCGGUUAUGAACCUUUCCUUGUUCCUUGUUUUGAAUUCGUUUUAUUAUGAUGUUAAAACCUAUUUCGCUCAACAUAUGCAGCUAUAGUUCGUUUCGAAACGGUUCUUUUACUCCGGUUAUAAGCCCCUUCGUCAGUAUAAGACUUAUAAGCCCAUCCAAAACCCCUUACGAAGUUGUAUAAGCCCAGGGCGUCAGUUUAUGGUAUUGCAUUAAAAACUGGAUAGCACUGCGCAAGAUCUGGUGCAAUAAUGUUAACCUCUUAAAACUGUUGCACGACAAAAUGAUCCAGCAACAUCUGACGUAGUGCAACUGAGAGUGAUCAAACGC